AUGGAACAAGGCUACAUCAAAAGCGAAAGCCAGCGGCAGCAACAAAGACACGAUUAGUCUCAGUACGCCCAUGUCAUUCCGACAGUCAAUCUCGCCGCCAUCAUCAGAUGGAGACAACUGUCUCGCGUCCCGCCGUUCACUCUCUCGAAUGGCCGGAGGUUCCCCAAACCAGCUUCAAACACGAAGAGGUCCACGAACAAGUGCAAUCAAAUGCACGACAAAGAAACAGCGAGUCUCGUUCAAAAGAAAGAGUAAAUUGGGAGGAAGAUAUUCAGGCAACGAAUCAAAGGGCACACCUGGCGUUGGUUACUGUUACUAUAGCAGACAAAGUUGUGGACUCUGCGACUCCAGCAGAGAUCAACGCUCGGCCCGACAUACAGACGCUCCCUCAGGAGCCUUCCUCGAAGACCGUGGAACCUCAAUUAGUUCAGCAUGGGUGGCUUAGACUUGGACAGCGAUUCAAGUCGACAAAGCUAUCUUGGCCGAAUCCACAACUCUCUCUUGGAACCCAAUGCCGUCGUCUGGCUGGCAAUGACUGCUGGGUAGCUAUUGGCCCAGCACGAGAGCUCUUUGCUCUCAUAAAGAAGGAGAUAGCCGAUCUUCUCGACGAGCGUAUUGACGAAUUAGAGAUAGCGGAGCCUCUGGCGGGGGAUAUUGUCAUGUUUAACAUGUACAUGAUUGGAAAGAGCGCGGCAACUGCGAAACCGAUGAUUCUCUUCACCUCCCAGAGUCAGAGUCGGCGUCGGAAAGCCAUCAAAUUUGUCAGAGAAAGUGACAUACUCAAAAAUUAUCCGAAGAUAGCUCUUGCCGAGGCCGCCAUGUCUCCACUCACGGGCGGUAGUCGAAAUAUACAGCUUCUGGCAGGGCAAAAUAUUCCAUACCCAAACGAGGAAACCUCAGCGACGACAAUAUACAAGAGAGCGAGAUACUUUGAGUCUACUGGCGCAAUUGCUGGGACUACCGUCGGUGCACUGGGCUUAGUCGCUCUCAUCAUUCUGUCGUUUUGUUUCUUCUUUCGUCGCAGAAAGCUCGCCCGCGGGAAAAGUUACCCCUCUCAUUUCCCGACUGGUGAUUUGGAGCCCCAUCGGACCUAUGUUCCAGCUCCACACAAUCAGUUUGGCAAGCUUCCAGAUAAUCCCAAUACCACGGGAAUCUUUCAGAGCCAGCAGCUAUUGGAGCUUGGCCCCGUUCCUCCGGUAUACUCUCAAUAUGGGUCAUAUGGCGCUGCGUCACCUUUCCAACAGCCUCCCAAUAUUCAUUUACCGCAAUUAAAAAUAUCGGACGAUACUGCGGUCUCUAGUAACAAGCCAACAGAACCGCUGAUUAAUGUGAGAUCGCUCAUUAUAUGCCCCUCGACACGCAGACGAGCUACGAUUGGUGGCAUCAUAAGUUUGAACGGUCAUCGAUAUGGACUUACCGUUGCUCAUCUGUUUGAUGUUGGUCCUCUUCCGAUUAGCAAUGCUCUUUCCACUGGUCCUGACGCCCAGGAUGGCGACUUUGAGUUCGCAUUCGAUCAGGAGGAUGGAGAUGACAUUGACACCAUAAGCGAUCUUACCAUUGCCAUUACCAGCCAAGCAAGCAAUUCCUCCGCAGCGUCAUUGUCACAAACGCAGACUACGAACUCAACUAGCUCAAAAGUUCCAAAACAGACCCAUUUAUUAGGUAAUAGCGAUCUCGACAUACCUAUCGAACAGAUGGCCAACUCUGAACAACCUCCUCUCAGCCCAAUCCCUGUAACUUUGCCAUUUGCAUCCUCGAUCCAAGAUACGAAACUAGGAUCAGACUGGGCCCUGGUUGAAAUUAGGUCACUUGCGCCACCAAUUGAUAUGAACCGUGCAUCACUCGAACAACGUAUUACUCACCCUAAACGGUUUGUGCAGGCCUUAGUCAAUGAGUCUGGUAUUAUUGUUGGGACAAGUCAAGGUGGAUUUAUUAGAGGAAAGAUACUUUCACAUGCUACAAUGAUGCGACUGUCGCAGCACAGUUAUUUCCAAGAAGUGUGGACGAUAAUACUUGACCGUGUUAUAGCUGAAGGUGACUCUGGAUCAUGGGUUAUAGAUGGUAUCACUGGCGACUUGUAUGGACAUGUCGUGGCUGGAGUUCCGGGUGGUCGUAUUGCAUAUCUCGUUCCUGCGUCUCAGGUUCUGAAAGAUAUAGAGCGGGUAACUGGACAGAAAGCCAAACUCGAUGGGUAGGCUAACUAGGUCGACCUCACUCUAAUACUCGGUAUAGUGGGUUGCUAAGAUAUGAUCACGUAGUUUAGAAGCCCGUUUCUUAUCCUCCUAGAGUUGUGGUAAUUUGUAUUUAGAAAAACCCCAGCUUUCGUCAUCGACGAACUUGACCAUGCUAUGCAAUACAAGAAAGCGAU
Molecule: messenger RNA, 2368 nt
Organism: Hyaloscypha bicolor E
Lineage: Eukaryota; Fungi; Ascomycota; Leotiomycetes; Helotiales; Hyaloscyphaceae
Exons: 3
Coding region: 108-2195 (695 amino acids)
Source: RefSeq, a predicted model, not a curated record